AUGGAAGAACGUGUUAUCAUAAACGUUAGUGGAAUGACUUUUGAAACGAAGGAGACAACGCUUAGCCGUUUUCCUGAUACCCUACUCGGAAAUCCUUCGAGAAGGCAGCGUUAUUUCAACCCAGUCGUACAGGAAUACUUCUUUAACAGGCAUCGAGUGGUAUUUGAAUCAAUUCUUUUUUACUACCAAUCCGGUGGAAGACUUAUUUGGCCAGUAGAUGUCCCAGCAAGCGUUUUUACUGAAGAGGUGGAAUUUUUCCAGCUGGGAGAACAAGCUUUGAAAAGUGUGGCGAAAUGUUUUUAUACAGAAAGACAGCGCGUUUCGCCCCAGUUUUCCUUUCAAAGGCGAGUGUGGAACUUAUUCGAACACCCUGAUACGUCGCAUUUUGCGAGAGUAAUUGCAAUGCUUUCUAUCCUUAUGAUCGCUAUCUCGGUAGCAGUGUCCAUCAUCGAGACAAUGCCUUACUUUAGAAACUUAGGAGAAAAAGAAUGCAGUUCCAGCGCGCGUUUGAGAUGUAACAGCAGCGCACUAACUAAUAAAGACCAUAUAAACGUAACGAUGGUGCACGAUUGUAACUCAACAACCGCGGAGGAUGGAAAUUGCACCCAUAGCACUUUAGAAGUGUUUAUAGUCUUAGAAAUUAUUUGUUAUUCGUGGUUUUUAUUCGAGUACCUCGUGCGUUUCGCAACGGCGCCGAAUCGCUUGCAAUUUCUUCUGUCGGCGAUGAAUUUUGUAGAUCUCUUAGCGAUCAUUCCGUUUUUUACAAUUCUGAUCAACGGGAACCGUCGUUUGGUGUCGUUGGCCGUUCUUCGUACCACAAGACUGCUGCGAAUAUUUCGCAUUCUGAAGCUCACUCGCUAUUCCCGCGGGCUCAAAGUUAUGAUGUUUACUUUACGAGCCAGCCUUAGUGAACUCGAAAUGAUGUUGUUGUUUAUGUUUAUGAUAAUUAUUUUAUCCUCAAGCGCGGUAUUUUACUCGGAUCUAGGAGCAGAAGGAAGUUUCUUUACUAGUAUUCCCGACGCAUUUUGGUGGAGCGUUACGACUGUUACCACGGUUGGUUAUGGAGACUACUACCCUAUAUCUGGUUUCGGAAAAGUUGUCGGUGGCAUCUGUGCAGUUUUUGGUGUGCUCGCCUUUUCUCUUCCUGUUAUGGCCUUUGCAAAAAACUUCAACGCCUAUCUCAAAGGAGAGCCGAUUCGAAGACAUAUUGAAAACAAAUGCAGAAGUAGAAGACACUGAGAACAGCAUUGCUACUUCGCAAAAUAGCUAAAACACGCAAAUCCUCUGGUUCGAAAAAAUAACACAUCUUUCAUAACUCAGUUGUUUUAAAGAUAAACCAGACUACACUGAGACAACUGUUAAAAUUACUUUCUCGCUCAAGACCAAUAUCGGACAUGAAAGUUUGCUUUCAAAGUUGCCCGUGGCCUUGACGAAAAGAACUCAAUCUAGCAUAAUAAUAAGAUUAUAGCGACUCGGCGAAGACACUAGGAGCUUUUUAAUGUACGUAAACAUAGUUAGUUUACUUCUUCUUGGAGUUUAAAAUAUUGACUGAGCAAAGUCUCCCUACAGAGGAGACAAACAAUCUAACUUUGUCAAGUUUUUUAUUUCAUGAGAGAUGACACUAAAUAGCCAGAGCUAAUAAACUUGUGACCCUCUUUCGGAAAAGUUUCGAAGAAGACUCUGUUAUUCACUGCGACCGUUUUUGUCUCUUCAAGGCAAAAACAAAAUAACAGAUUGAUUUAUUAGACUGGCAGCUGAUUUCGAUCAAAAAGAGAACAAUUUUUCUAUUGUGAGCAAAAUUAGCACUCUAGAACAGCGUGUAUAAUAAAACGUUGAAUAUCGCGAUCACAUCACGGUAUUCCCGUUUAAUGGCCGGGAAGUUUAGGAUGCUAAUAAACUGAACUAAUUUGCAUUCAUAUGAGGCGUACAAUUUAAUAUUAACCACAACAUGUUAUCCAAUGGACGUGAACGUGAAAAACUGAAAUUUCGGAUGCUAAUCGGAAUUCAAAGCCUAAAUUCAAUUCACUUCUAAAACUGAAGGAACCUUAUCAAGUGGUGUCGGGUGGCAAUAACGAAAAAAGAGAUAGUCAACGUUAAAGGUCUUUAAAUUAUAAAGUCGUCGUGAAAGCAUGAAUAUUAAGUUGAUCGGCUUCACGAAAUGCCGAUAUGAUAUGCGCUCAAAUCCUCUCAGGGCUUAGUAUUAAAUUCUUUUACCCCUUAAAGAAUGUUUAAUGGCUAUUUUAGCAACUAUUUCAAGGCUUAUUUUCCCUCUGAAUCAAGCUGCUCCCUUCUUAUAUUAAUUACAAUUAAGGACAUAUAAAAAAUUUAUCCAGGAAGAAAUUUAUUUUUGCUCCAGAAGUUCAUAAUGCUCAUCAUUAUAUCGGCCACACAGUUUAUGCUAUCGCACAGUUGGCCAUGUGUUGUCGACUUUUAACGUAAUAAUUUAUGGAGCUAAUUUUGACAACGCGGUAUUGAUAAAGGUGAUCAAAGAUAUCGAUGAUUUCUUCGAUUGAUGAAUUCUGGAUAUUCCUUACGUACAGAACGUAUUUAUUAUUUGGCACUAAGAGGGAAUAAUUCUCUCUUGUUGGAAAUCAUCAGCCUUUUCUAUUUGCCUCCUUUUAAAUUUACCACCCUAACUUGGUACUUGUCGGUGGGUCUUUAAUUUCGCAGUUUUAGCGAUUGUUACAAAAAUCGCUUCGCGAUCUGAUUUGAACAAGCGAAAUUUAAUACGCAUACAGAAAAUUCAAAUCACAGAAAGAAGAUGAUUAACAUUAAGUGGCUGCACUUUUCAAAACUGGAGAUAGGAGAGAUGCGUCAAAUUAUCGCCCAAUUUCUAUUCUGCCAACAAUGAGUUAAAUUCUGGAAAAAGUCGUCCAUUCCCAAUUCUAUGACUUUCUGAAUUCAAAUAAUCUCCUUUCAAGCAAACAAUUUGGCUUCCGUCCCAAACUGUCUACAACAUCGGCUCUCACCAGUUUUGCAGAUGAGGUCCUAUUGCAUAUGGAGAGUGGAGAACUGUGCGGUGCAGUGUUCCUAGAUCUGACCAAGGCAUUCGAUACCGUUGACCAUACGAUCUUGCUAUCUAAAUUGUCGGCUAUCAAUGUCUCGCCCAGCACUCUACAGUGGUUCAAGUCUUACCUGAAUCAUCGUAAACAGCGGACUGCCUGUAGCGAUGCUGUGUCUGACCCUCUCCCGAUGACCUUUGGGGUACCACAGGGGAGCAUUCUAGGACCGCUUCUCUUCUUGGUUUAUAUUAAUGACCUUCCGCUGGUUAUAAAGAAUUGCGAAGUGACUUUGUAUGCUGAUGACACGGUCCUGUACUACUUUGCUAAAGAGCCACACCUGUUAGAAGAGGCACUAAAUGAUGAUCUCUUGAAAGUUGCCCAGUGGUUACAUGGAAAUAAGUUAACUUUAAAUCUUACUAAGACGAAAUCCAUGAUUAUAGGCAGUAAUAGGAAACUUGUUGGUAUUUCCUCUUUCACGUUAUCUAUUUUUGACACUGAUAUAAAUUCUGUAAGUAGUUUUAAAUAUUUGGGAGUUAUGUUGUCUUCAACUUUCACAUGGUCCGACCAUAUUGAGUAUAUUUCAUGUAAGGUUAAUAAAAACCUUGGUCUUCUACGUAGGAUUAAGUAUUAUUUACCUUAUGAUGCCCGGUUACUUUUUUAUAAUAGCUUAGUGCUACCUAUUUUUGAUUAUGCUGAUUUAGUCUGGGGUGACAAGGACAAUGUCUCACUUAUGAAGGAAUUGCAAAUUCUCCAAAACAAAGCAGCUAAGUUGAUAUUAGAUAGAUCACCUCACUCCUCAUCCACCGAUGCAUUGAUUGUCUUGAGAUGGCUGAAUCUUGAAGAACGUAGGAAAUGUCAUCGAUGUAUAUAUGCAUACAAGUGUAUUAAUGGCCAACUUAAUCAUUCUUUGGACAUUGUAAGAAAGAGUGAUAUACAUUCCUACAAUACGCGCAAUAACGAUACUAUCAAGCUCCCCAAAAUUAAAUAUAAUUGGGGAAAACAACGUUCGCGGUACCACUGUUUCAAAGACUUUAAUGAAUUAGAGAGAACUGUAAGAAACUCAGCAAGUUUUCCAAUUUUUAAGAAGUGUCUUUUUUCUGCUUUUUAUAAUUGAGUACUUGUAGUGUGUAUGUUUUGAUUAUUUCUGUAACUGGAUUUUAGCUUGAAUUUUUUUUUUUUUUUUUUUUUUUUUUUAUUUUUUUUUCAUAUAUAUCGAUUUUAGCUUAACCUUUUUAUAUUUUAAUUGUAUUAUAUAAUAUACAUCUCGUAAUUAGGACCUCUAUGUAAACCACUCUUGUGAUGGAGCAUCCUAUUAAAAGAUUGUUAUUAUUAUGUGCAAAAACAACAACAUAUGCUGCAUAUAUCGACAAAUACGCAAAUUAUUGACUGGUUUCAAUGGUUAGGGUCAUUCAAUGGAAAGUUUAGUUCUCGAUGGUGAAAAAGGUUAAUUGCAAAUUAAAGAUUUGGGUGAUUUCACAUGUGAAGUAGAGAGUCUACCUAGAUCUUCAUUCGCGUUUUCCAGUUUGUCCAGAAAUUUUAAGCGUUCAGACUUUUUUUAAAAAAAUAAAACCAAGUGAGAACGCAUGAAUCUCGAAAGUUAUUGGUCUUUUUUCAUUGAUGUAUUGAAAACGCGAAAAUAAAUCCCGCAAAAUAUUGUCUCUCCAAAAUCGCGAAAUUAGCAGCAGGCGGUUUGCUGGGAUUUUGGUUGGGGCCGGGCAAAAGCUGAACCGAGAUCAAACGCUAAAACGAGGGCAAGGUUUGGAGAGGUAAAUAAACUGUAAUAACAAAACAUCAAAGAACAAAGCGACUUGAGUAUUACGGUCAAGCCUUUCUGCCUCCUUCCCAUCGUCCCUUUCGUUGAGCUCUCGAAAUAGUCUCCCACAACCGUUCAGUUUAAAAUGAUAAGAGAAGACUCGGGACGUGUCAGCCCCUUUUCCUUUAACCUCGGUCAAGUUUUUUGCGCGCCGGGCUAUGUUUGCGCGAAUAGCGAAAAAGACCUUUAACCUUCUACCUUGAAAGCUAAAUCUGGGUAAUGCUUCUGCAAUGGAUGGUGAAAAUUUUCAACCAGUAUUACCCAGAUCUGGGUAGUGACGCGUCAUCAGUCUGGAAUUUCUGCGCUUGUCUUCUCAGACGUCGUUUCUCGGGGAAACAAGUGGUGGCGUCGCGAAAUGUCGGCUAAUUCUCAGGCUUAAAAAAGGCCUUUUCUGAGUUGCCUCAAGCCUGUCUGUUACAAAGCGAGGCUGCCAUUGCAUAUGAUUUACAUCUAGCCGCGACUUGAAAAUGAGGGUUUCUGGUACUCGGGAAAGGCCUAUAUUACAAAAACUAACCCCGGCGUCGGUCUAAGUAACCGACCCUUUGUUCUGGCUCAAAGCUCUUUAACUAAACUUGUCUAUACUGUUGACAUUGUGCAAAUGCAAGCACUAAUGGCUAUGUAGAAACUCUAAUAACAAAAACACCUGCCUCAGGUAAACGUAAACAAACGAGCUAACUUGAAUAGCUCAAACGAGUGCAAAAAAGAAAUUUACUACUCAACGUGGAAAGCUUUCUGUGUAAACUUGUACCCUAAACUGUGGUUCGUCACAUAUUCUCACUUACUGUGGAACGUUGUUAGAGUGUGUCCAAAAUAGAAUGCAAACCAACUGGUUUGUAGUCCAAGUCUAAAAAGACUUUUGAUUUUAUCGUGCAGAGCUAAAAGUCAUACUUUCAGUUUAAGUGGCAGCACAAAACAGGGAGGGAAUUACGAUUCUUAGCUCCUGCAAGUCUACUUAGCUUUGAGACCGGAUUCUUCUCUGAGACUAUAAAAGAUUGCCUUUUUAUGCUAAAACAUGCUGAGAAAAUUAACGUCCCUUCACAAGUGACUGUCAGUGAAAACAAGUUGAUUGGUUUUGUUUUGGAAAAGCAUUUUCACACCCCGUAGCUAACAUUAAAAGGUUUUAGAUACUUCCUGUUGUGUAUGAUAAUUUCAAAUGGCUCUUAAAUUAAAUGCCAUACUUGUGUGCCCUAUUCUAAAAACUCUUAACCACUUUGAUGGGCUUAAUCGGUAUCUUUUUCGCCCCUUAAAUUGUCUGAAACGCGAUCGCACGCGUCAAAUUGAUUUAAUAAUUUAUAGCAAGUUAAGGCAACUUAUUAUUUCCCUUUGAAAUGAGAAUUUUUUACUGGAGAGAAAUGUGAAAUACAUACUCAAUUAAGAGUGUUUGUGACAGAGGAAAGAGCAUGAAUUAUAAUUAACAACAAAAAUGAUGCAAAGAUAAAAGCGCUUAGGAUAUUCAUAAAUAGACCGCAAGCUACGACGACUCGGAACUUCCCAAAGUUGGCUUCCGCGUAGAUAUAAAUGCGCGAUACAGGUUAUCAAGCCGGAAUGAAGAAAUUGAGUCCUGAAACGAUAGUGACCGCAAUUUAAAGUUAACGGCUCUAAAGGGUCCGUCAUGGUAAAUAGCUGGAAUAAGUAAGUAAAGUAUGACUUCAAAGGACUUUUCUUCGACAAUUCAACGAAAACAUUAUAACAAUCGCGUGAAGAUAAACGUGAGUGGUACGGUGUUUGAAACGAUGGAAGAAACACUGUCAAGAUUUCCUGACACUCUUUUGGGCUGUCCUAGAAGGCGCUUAAAAUAUUUCGACGAACGACACGACGAGUACUUUUUCAAUCGCAACAGACUGGCUUUUGACGCAAUUCUCUUCUACUAUCAAUCGUAUGGGAGGUUGGUCAGACCCGAUGUAGUGCCAGAAAAUGACUUUUUCGACGAAGUGCGCUUUUUUCAAAUACAAAGCGACGAAGUUUCAGCUCGUGCAAGGAUCGAACGCGCACUUAUGGGAAAGGACGAAGACUUACCGCAGAAUUUCAUACAACGCAAACUUUGGUUGCUUUUUUCUAAACCGGAAUCAUCGUACGCCGCAAAAGUGCUCGCUGUUAUAUCUGUAAUUAUCAUACUUCUAUCAUUCGUUAUUCCUUGGUUCGAAUCGUCGGAAAGUGACAGCAGCGUCGCAGACAACUCAAUGGUCUUGCAAAGGAUGGAGAUGGCUUGUUAUAUUUGGUUCACCUUUGAGCUAUUGAUUCGAUUUGUCAGUGCACCAAAAAAACUGCGAUUUUUUCUCUCGAUGCUCAAUAUUGUCGACAUCGUUAGCAUAUUUCCGUAUUACGUUCUUUUAACAAUGCAAGUUGCUCGAGCUCCAUUAUCUGUUUUGCGAGCCGCCAGGAUGCUUCGUAUUUUAAGAAUAUUUAAACUCUCUCGAUACUCAAGUGGCAUGCGAAUUUUACUGUAUACAUUUGCCACGAGUAUGAAAGAACUGGGCAUGUUUCUUAUCUUCAUUUCUAUUAGUAUGGUGGUUUCGGCCAGUGCGGCGUAUUACGCGGAAGUGGGCGACGGAAACGUUGCAUUUACUAGCAUUCCCGAUGCGCUGUGGUGGUCUGUUAAUACCAUAACUACGGUUGGUUAUGGUGAUCAGUAUCCCUUAACAGCCACCGGCAAAAUGGUUGGCUGUUUGUCAACUGUGUUUGGAUGUCUAGUGAUCGCUCUGCCAGUCUUCCUUUUUGUCGCCAAUUUCAGAAAAGUUGUUAGUGUGAACAGGGCUUCUGAUGGAAAAAGGAUGUGA
Messenger RNA from Porites evermanni, 7592 nucleotides. The record is from the annotation of a GenBank genome assembly. NCBI's taxonomy places the organism in Eukaryota, Metazoa, Cnidaria, Anthozoa, Scleractinia, Poritidae.